Messenger RNA from Closterium sp. NIES-65, 2205 nucleotides. The record is from the annotation of a GenBank genome assembly. Lineage: Eukaryota; Viridiplantae; Streptophyta; Zygnematophyceae; Desmidiales; Closteriaceae.
AUGACGGCGUCGGGUAUUGAACCCGGGGCUCUGCUGGGCGGAGUGUGUGACUCGUCGCAGCCGCCUGUCAUCCCCCCUGGUGCUGCCACGAUGCCUUCCGUGUGGUGGACGACUAGCCUGCGCAACAACAGCAAGGUCAUGCUCUUCUCCCAGGGAGCUAACCGCUGGAUAGCACCACCCACUGCCACCGCACCCUCCCCCCCUCCCUCCCGCCCCUCCUCCUCCCCCGCUCUUGACUGGUCCAAGCCAUGGGCAGCAGGACUCACUACCUCCCUGCCUCUCAACCAGUCUCUCACCAUUGUUUUCACGUCCUCCUCUUCCGCCUCCUCCGCCUCUGCCCCCUCCUCCCCUUCCUCUGCCUCUCCCGCCUUUGCACUGCAAGCGCCCUCCGGUCUCUUUCUCGCACCGUCCUCGCCCACCCCUCGAGCCACGUUCGCUGCCACUGCUGGUUCCAUUGGGGACGCAGCUGCCUUUGUUGCCGAGCCUGCUCCUGGCGACCCUUCCUCCCUCCUCAUCCGCCUCGCAUCCCCUCCCGCCUCCUACCUCACCGUCUCCGCCCCUCCCGCGUCCCUCCUCGCGCUCCAUCCCCCGGGCUCCCUCCCUGCGCGCCCCGCAUACUUCCGCAUGCGGGAGGGCAUGGAGGUGGCAGCAGCGCGCGGCGUGAACCUGGGCGGGUGGCUGGUGGCGGAGGAGUGGAUGGAGCCGGGGCUGUUUGAGGGGGUUCCGGACGUGGUGGACGGGGUGCUCGUGCAACUGCAGGCGCAGCAGUCGGGGCGAUACGUGUCGCUUCGAAUCAAAAGUCACGGUGAGGGCAUGGGCGUGAACCUGGGGGGGUGGAUGGUGGCGGAGGAGUGGAUGGAGCCGGGGCUGUUUGAAGGGGUUCCGGAGGUCGUGGAUGGGGUGCUCGUGCAGCUGCAGUCGCAGCAGUCGCACCUGUUUGGGUUUGAGUCGUUGGCUGUCAGAGCAUCAGCCACCUCGCCAUCCUCAGCUGAGACCUUCUUCCUUCGCCUCGCACCCGGCCCCUCCUCCUCCCCUCCCCUCUCCCUCUCCUCCCCCUCCUCCUCGCCCUCCAACGUCUCUCUCUACAUCCGUGCCGCCAACGGCCGCUUCCUCUCCAUUCCCUCCACUUCUUCUCCUGCCUCUCGCUCCACCUCUCGUUCCUCUGCCUCCGCUGCUGCUCCACCUAGCUCUGUGCUUGUUGCUAAGGCGGACCGACGGCGAGGCGAGUGGCAGCUAUCCCAAGGCCUCAGAGCCACCCAAGGGGACGAGGAGGCGGAGAGGCGGGUGAAGGAGCAUAGAGAGGGGUUUGUGAGGGAGGAGGAUUUGGCGUAUUUGUCAAGGCAGGGGGUGAAUACGGUGCGGGUGCCUGUGGGGUACUGGACUGUGUAUGGGGAGGGCGUGGGGGAGAGCGGCGGCACGCCGUUCGUCGGAGGGGGUCUGGCGAAGGUGGAUCAACUCUUCCACUGGGCAGAGAAGCACGGAGUGAGGGUGCUCUUUUCCCUGCACGGGGCACAUGGGUCGCAGAACGGGUACGAUCACAGCGGCAGUCAGGACGGCUUUGGGGAGUUUGGCCGCGCCGACUCUGCAUACCACGUCACUGCCACGCUGAACACCAUCCAGCUGCUCGCCAAGCACUAUGCCGCCCGCCCUGCCUUUCUGGGCAUGGGCGUGCUCAACGAGCCCACCAGCAACUGGGUGAACUCGCAGGCCCUCUCCUCCUUCUACCGCCGUGCUUACACCGCCGUGCGCGCUGCCUCUCCCUGCGCCUAUGUGGGCCUCUCCACCUACGCUGACACUGACAGCCCGUUUCUGAAGGGGCUGAUGACGGGCGACGAGCACACGAACGUGCUGGUGGACCUGCACAUCUACAGCGUGCAUGCGGAGAAGCUCAGGCAGAUGUCCCUCCAGCAGAACCUCCAGUUCCUCACACUCAACAGGUCAGCGGAGAUAAGGCAGUACCAGGAGGGCAAUCGGAUGGCCAUGGUGGGCGAGUGGUCACUCGCUCUACCAACCGACAACGACUCCGAUGAUGACGUCAAGAAGUUCGCUGAAACGCAGCGGGAGGUGUUUGGGCAGGCCAAGGGCGGGUGGUACUUCUGGUCGCUCAAGCUCAACCGCACCAACGACUACCCCAACUGGAGCUUCCGCUCCAGCGUUGCAGCUGGCUGGCUGAAAAAUGCCUCCAGUGGUUCUGGCGUGUGGUGA